AUGCAGCGCCUCAGCUCAUGGUUUGAGCAGUUGCCUUUACGACGUCGUGGAUCUUCUCGCCGAUCAGAAAAUUGCCCUUCGGGAUUACACCCACACAAAAGGCAAUCCAAAUCAGCAGCACCGCGACUUCAUUACAGCGUUAGUGCCGUACAGAGUCAUAAUUAUCGAGACCAUUCUGUUGAUGUCCUGACACAGUCUGUGGUCAUUAAUGACCAGCUGCAUGUAAUAAAGCCGUCUUCUUGGAACAGGCAAGAAACGGUAACUCACUCAUAUCGCAACAGUUCCAAACCUGCCACAUCCUUCUCCCAAUCAUUCUUCACACCAACUAGUUGUGGACGAAAGAACAUACGCACAAAUCCGUGGAUUUCACACAGCCGCCCACUGAUUCAGACCAAUGCUUAUCAUGGACCGAAAUCCGCAGAUAAAUCGAUGUGUGCGUCGAUAGAUCGUAUGGCAUCAUUUCGCAUCAGCAAUAUGGAUGAAAGUAUUUACAGUUCCGGUUAUGGCAGUCAAGAUAGCAGUCCGGAAUCGUCAGUGCAUUCACCGGAUUGGCAACCAUCAGUCGCAACUGCAAAGUAUAGUCGAUUAGAGGAUAAAGCGGUGGAAUGCAAUUCAAUUGAUGUGGAUGAAGCUUUAGGGCUAGAUUUGGAAAACAAAUUGGAAAUGGAGGAUCUAAAAACAAUUGAUGCUGACGAUCGGUUUCGCAAAGACGACGAGCAUCUAUAUUAUGAACUAGAGGUCUUCAACCACUUAUCAUCGCUACUGGAUAACCAGACCUAUUCGCCGAAUUUGGAAAUUGCUAGCUCAUCAGGUGGAUCGCUGCAUUCCCCCCAAUGUUUAUUACCAGUUUACACCCAGCCAAAUCGUGCCCAUCAUAGCCCACAUUAUUGCCACUGUGAACGAGAAGGAUGCCGCCACCCAAAUUUCACCCUCCUCCUCCACCAUUUACCACCACCACCACCACCACCACCACCACCACCACCACCACCACCACCACCACCGCCACCACCACCACCACUUCCUCUACAAACAAACGAUCUAGAAAAAGUUGAGCUGGAUUUCCUGACUGAACUGGAUGCGCAGAUUGCUGAAUUGCAGAUGAAAAGUGUGGAGGUACGUCAGCUUGUGGACGAGGCCCGUGAGCGCCGUGAUGCACGCGCUCGUAACGCGCAAUUAUAUCACGAGUUAACCGAGUUGAGACGGAUGAAAUGGGUGCUGCACAAUCACUUCGAGCUAGUACUGUGAAUAGACACUGUUACCACUGUAAUCCAGUUUUCACUUUGUUGCCAUCUUCCAUAAUCUUUCAGUGCAUAUAUGUAUCUGUGACUUGUGACUGAUCUGAGUUUUAUUACCAACUUCCAGCACAGGUGCUUUACUGGAUUUAUGAUCUGUAGGUUGUGUGGGUGAGAAUGUCGUAGCUGAGAUAGAUGAGAGGUUUUU
Messenger RNA from Loa loa (African eye worm), 1440 nucleotides. RefSeq lists its product as hypothetical. Gene Ontology annotation, biological process: actin filament polymerization. The record is from RefSeq and is a predicted model, not a curated record. Gene Ontology annotation, molecular function: microtubule binding; actin binding. The transcript is spliced from 7 exons. Gene Ontology annotation, cellular component: actin filament; cytoplasm. The coding region runs from base 1 to 1245 and encodes 414 amino acids. Lineage: Eukaryota; Metazoa; Nematoda; Chromadorea; Rhabditida; Onchocercidae.